Eucalyptus grandis is the source of this 1304-nucleotide messenger RNA. Its product is annotated as multiple organellar RNA editing factor 9, chloroplastic. Gene Ontology annotation, cellular component: mitochondrion. Gene Ontology annotation, biological process: mitochondrial mRNA modification; cytidine to uridine editing. Lineage: Eukaryota; Viridiplantae; Streptophyta; Magnoliopsida; Myrtales; Myrtaceae. The record is from RefSeq and is a predicted model, not a curated record. The coding region runs from base 1 to 690 and encodes 229 amino acids. The transcript has 5 exons.
AUGUUUCUGAACGGCGCGUGGCCCAUCUCCUCCGUCGCCACGCGCCACGCGCCACCGCCACCCACCCUCUCCAUCCAACUCGGCCUCUUCUCCACCGAAACCUCCUCUCUCCAUCGCCUCCACCGCCCGCCCUCUCCUCUUCCGCCGCUUCUCUCCGUCGCGCCUCUCUCCAUCGCGCCCGCGCCUACCUCCGCCGGCCUCAAAAGGAACGUGGGUCGCUUCGGUCCGGCGCUGCGCGUGCCCGUCCCGUACCUCCACUCGCUCGCCGGCGAACUCCGGCUCGACCUCCCGCGAGCGAUUUCCUCCGGCGACGGCGCCACUGUUCCCGGCCGCGAUCACCGGGAUUGGCUCGUCGUCAUGAUUAAGCCUGGUGGCGAUGGAGCUACGAAGCAGCGGAUGAUCGACUGUCACGUUGAAACCCUGGCCAGAGUUGCUGGCAGGCUAUAUGCGAAGAGGAAGCAGAUAAGAAGAUCUACUAUGUCUGCUUUGAGAGAUGCUUUGUUUUUGGGUGUGAGAUCGAGCAGGAGAUGGUCCAACAAGCUCGGAGGGUUGCCUUGGAUGUUGUUUGUGAUUCCGGAGUCAUAUGUCAAUCCUGAAUACAAGGAUUGUGGAGGUGAGUUGUUUGUGAAUGGGAAGAUUGUUCAAAGAUCACCGGAGAGACAAAGAGACUUGAGCCACAACCUCAGGUAGUCAUAGACAGAGACUAGCCAAAAUCUGAUGAAGAGCACGUGACACUCAUUGGUUGGAGAAAAUGGAUGGAGGUACUAAGUAAUGAACAAACCUGUGUAGCCAGUUCUCAGGAGUAAAAAGGAAGGUUCUAUGGGUUAUUGGAGAAUGCAAUUCCUUGUCCAAGUUAUUGCAGUGCUCGAGUUCCUUGCGUUCAGUUUGUAAAUUUGCACCAGGCCUGAUCUUUCCAGGAUCCUUUCUUGUGUGGUUGAAAAAGAUGUACAUAUGGCAUGUGGUUUCGGUGGUGCUUACUCAUUGAGCCAGACUCCAGGGAAGGUAUGGCAUAGGAUUGGCUACUGGAUGGUCUGAUUACAUGUUCACUUCAAUGCAUUUCAACCCCAGAUGAAGGUUGGUCUUAUGUGGAAGCCAUCCUAUUCGAGGUUUGAGAUGGAAAUCAUUUUGCCGGGAAGAUCACGAGAUGCCGUUGAGCAGCCUCGAAUUGGGAUGCCUAAUUCGAUGUGAUUCCACAAAUCUAUCCAAUCAACGUUAAAAGGAUGAGAAAUUGGCAUGCCUCAUUCGAUGUGAUUCCACAGAACAAUUCAAUUGAAGUUACAAGGAUCAGAAAGUUAUGGAGUGAA